CCUACCCCAGACACUGGUAACGCGAUAAGCACAUUAUAUAUAAAGCUGAAAGCACACUUCUCUCUGCCGACCUCAAACCCUAACCUCACUCUGUCAUUUCCUGCUUUGCUCCGAACCAUUUGCUAAACCCUAAUUCCGUACGCCUCUUGAGUUUACGCUAAUUUCUUCAACUGGUUGAGACAAUGGCGGACGAGAUAAGGGAGGAGAACGAGGAGUUGGAUCUCUCCUCUCCUGAAGUUGUCACCAAAUACAAAUCCGCUGCUGAAAUUGUUAACAAAGCGCUUCAGUUAGUUUUGUCGCAAUGCAAACCAAAGGUUAAGAUUGUUGAUCUAUGUGAGGCAGGGGAUGCUUUCAUCAGAGAGCAAACUGGGAACAUGUACAAGAAUGUGAAGAAGAAGAUAGAAAAGGGUGUUGCAUUUCCGACCUGCGUUUCUGUGAACAACACUGUCUGCCAUUUCUCACCACUAGCGAGUGAUGAGUCCGUGUUGGAAGAUGGAGAUAUUGUGAAAAUUGAUAUGGGCUGUCACAUAGAUGGGUUUAUUGCUGUAGUUGCACAUACCCAUGUACUUCAGGAAGGACCAGUGACUGGCAGAGCAGCUGAUGUUAUUGCUGCAGCAAAUACCGCUGCCGAGGUUGCCUUGAGGCUUGUGAGGCCAGGGAAAAAGAAUAAGGAUGUCACUGAGGCAAUUCAGAAAGUUGCUGCUGCUUAUGACUGCAAGAUUGUCGAAGGAGUAUUGAGUCAUCAAAUGAAACAAUUUGUGAUUGAUGGAAACAAGGUUGUGCUAAGUGUCUCGGCCCCUGAUACAAAAGUUGAUGAAGCUGAGUUCGAGGAAAAUGAGGUGUACUCCAUUGACAUUGUUACUAGUACUGGCGAAGGGAAGCCGAAAUUGUUGGAUGAGAAACAAACUACCAUAUAUAAAAGAGCUGUUGACAAGAGUUAUCACCUAAAGAUGAAAGCAUCUCGGUUCAUAUUUAGUGAGAUAAGCCAGAAGUUUCCAAUCAUGCCGUUUUCUGCUAGGGCUUUGGAGGAGAAGCGUGCUCGUUUAGGCCUUGUAGAAUGUGUGAAUCACGAUCUUCUUCAGCCAUAUUCUGUACUUCAUGAGAAGCCUGGUGACCUGGUUGCACAUAUCAAGUUCACCGUUUUGCUGAUGCCAAAUGGCUCGGAUAGAGUCACAUCUCAUGCUCUACAAGAAUUGCAACCCACAAAAACGGUAGAUGAUGAUGAGAUCAAAGCCUGGUUAGCAUUGGGAACGAAGACAAAAAAGAAGGGUGGAGGAAAGAAGAAGAAAGCAAAGAAAGAGGACAAAGCUGAUGCUGCUGUGCCAGUGGAUGAUGCUUCAACAAAUGGCGUAUGAGAAAAAAACUUGUUUUUAUUUUGUAAAAUCCCGGAAAAUUUUGGCCUCUUCCAUCCCUGUACUUGGUUGUUUGAGACGUGAAAUGUCGAUCACAAGUUAAAUCACUUCUAAAUGUCUUGUACACUCUACUGGUAUUUUGGGACUUUUUUUGUAUCUGUUUCUGUUUUAUGGAUAGAAAUAGAUAAUAAUAUAUUCAGGGAAUAUGUCGCUAUUA
Messenger RNA from Erythranthe guttata (spotted monkey flower), 1569 nucleotides. RefSeq names its product ERBB-3 BINDING PROTEIN 1. NCBI's taxonomy places the organism in Eukaryota, Viridiplantae, Streptophyta, Magnoliopsida, Lamiales, Phrymaceae. The record is from RefSeq and is a predicted model, not a curated record.